GUUUCCGCUCGGGCAGCGGGCUGAGUGAGCUGCCGCUGCCGCCGCCGCCGCCGCCGGGGGAGGGGCGGCCGCCGCCCGCCUGCGCUGAGAGACUCGCGCAGCCCCAGUCCCGCCAGUCCGCCAACACUGUAGUGCCGGCCCCCCCUCCUUCCCUGGCCCUUCCCCCUCCCCGCCUUUGGCUCGCUCCGCCUUUCUGUCCCCCACCCCCACUUCACGGGCACGGGCCAUUCCCGGCCAGGAAACGCCGUGGCGCCGCGUUGGGCCUAACUCGAGUCCUGCUGCUUCCCGGGAGUGCUGUGCGCCGCAGCCCGGGCCCAGGCCCCGGCAGCGCCUGGGACAAGGUCACUAAGAUUUGAAGUGUUACUGGGAAUAAGGUAUCCAUUCAUCAGCUGAGUAGGAGUCUUAGCAGGCCGUGUGUGGAAGCCCAUGGGAAGACCUGUAUUUUAAGAGAAGCGAAGUUCUUGAACAAAAAUUUCAGCACUAGAAGUCCGAGAUCAAGCUGUUGAGCAUCAUUGAUUUCUCCUGAGCGCUCUAUCCAUAGCUUGCAGGUCUUCAGAGCUACUGGCAGAUAAUUUUGGGGGACUUCAUAUUUGGAGGUCUAUAAAAAGGAUUCCUCAUGUCCAUAACAUGUUGGUUAAGGCUGUGCAGCUCACCCCCACUCUCAGAGUGGCCAGUCUCCAUUAAUUGGACCCCGUGAUUUCCACUCUCUGCUGUAUUGGACGUCAUGAGCAUUGCAAUCCCUCUGGGAGUCACCACACCAGAUACAUCCUACUCAGAUAUGGCUGCUGGAUCAGAAAAGGAAGUGGAAGCCCCCUACCUUUCAAGACGAAGUGGCACUACACCAGGAUGUGAAAGUCCAGCGAAAGAGACCCAAGGGGCCUAGGGGGCAGCACACCCCCAGAAGCCAAGUCUAUUCCAGGCAGUACCAGGGAUUAGGGUCUGGGCUGGAAAAAUCCUGGUGUUUUGAAUAUGUUCAGGUCCAGUUCAGACUCUUGAUCCCACAGCCACUUCUUGAGUGAGGGUAUCCUGUCUUGGUAGUGAAUGGAAGAGGGCCUGGUCCCUGGGGCAGUGCAGAAGGCACUUUCAUCAUCUCACUCACUGCAAAUGUCAUGUGAGGUUUCAUGGAAGUAUUAAGAGAUCCAAUUAAGAAGAAUAGUUCUGAGUCUAAACCAGCCCAGAGUGGCUUCUCUAGGGGAAACUCCCUGCUCAGCUGCCCUGAAUCUGUGGAGGCUAGUCCAGCAGUUAAUGAGAAGAGCGUGUAUUCCACUCAUAAUUAUGGGACCACUCAGAGGCAUGGGUGUCGAGGACUGCCUUAUGCUGAUCAUAAUUACGGAGCCCCUCCUCCUCCGACACCUCCUGCUUCUCCCCCUGUCCAGACGAUCAUCCCUCGUUCUGACCUGAAUGGCCUGCCGUCGCCCGUAGAGGAACGCUGUGGAGACAGCCCGAACUCUGAAGGAGAGACUGUUCCUACCUGGUGUCCUUGUGGUCUUUCUCAGGAUGGCUUCCUUCUCAACUGUGACAAGUGCAGGGGAAUGAGCAGGGGGAAGGUUAUUAGACUUCAUCGGCGGAAGCAGGACAACAUAUCAGGUGGGGAUAGCAGUGCAACAGAAAGCUGGGAUGAGGAGCUUUCUCCUUCCACUGUGUUGUACACAGCAACACAGCACACACCUACAAGCAUCACCUUAACUGUUAGAAGAACCAAACCCAAGAAGCGGAAGAAGAGUCCAGAAAAGGGUCGCGCAGCAGCAAAGACGAAGAAAAUCAAGGCAUUUCGAGAGGGAUCCCGGAAGUCCUUGCGGAUGAAGAAUUCUCCUUCUGAAGCACAGAAUUUAGAUGAGAAUACAACUGAGGGAUGGGAAAAUCGGAUAAGACUAUGGACUGAUCAGUAUGAAGAAGCUUUCACUAAUCAGUACAGUGCAGAUGUACAGAACGCCCUUGAACAACAUCUACAUUCUAGCAAGGAAUUUGUGGGCAAACCUGCUAUUUUAGACACUAUUAAUAAGACUGAAUUGGCCUGUAAUAAUACAGUUAUUGGUUCCCAAAUGCAGCUACAGUUGGGAAGAGUCACUCGUGUUCAGAAGCACCGGAAGAUCCUGAGGGCUGCAAGAGACUUGGCUCUGGACACUCUUAUAAUAGAGUAUCGAGGGAAAGUCAUGUUACGACAACAAUUUGAGGUCAAUGGGCAUUUCUUCAAAAAACCAUACCCCUUUGUGCUCUUCUACUCAAAAUUCAAUGGUGUAGAGAUGUGUGUGGAUGCACGUACUUUCGGUAAUGAUGCUCGGUUCAUCAGAAGAUCGUGUACACCAAAUGCAGAGGUGCGACACAUGAUUGCAGAUGGGAUGAUUCACCUGUGUAUCUAUGCUGUAUCUGCCAUCACCAAAGAUGCUGAGGUCACCAUAGCAUUUGACUAUGAGUACAGUAACUGUAAUUAUAAAGUGGACUGUGCGUGUCACAAGGGGAACCGGAAUUGCCCUAUACAGAAAAGGAAUCCCAAUGCUGCAGAACCACCACUCCCACCUCCUCCAAGCUUACCCACCAUCGGAGCAGAGACAAGACGUAGAAAAGCACGACGGAAAGAGCUAGAGAUGGAGCAGCAGAAUGAGGCUCCAGAAGAGGAUAACAGUCAGCAACCAGAACAAGUUCCUGAGAAAGCAACUGUGUCCAGUGACCAUGAGGAAAUAGACAAUCCAGAAGAAAAAGCAGAAGAGGAGAAAGAAGAGGUUACCGAUGACCAGGAGAACCCAGCUCAUAGCAGAAGGACCCGGGAAGAUAGGAAGGUCGAAGCCAUCAUGCAUGCUUUUGAAAACUUAGAGAAAAGAAAGAAGCGGCGGGAUCAGCCCUUGGAACAAAGCAGCUCUGACAUAGAGAUUACUACCACCACUUCAGAGGUCCCUGUGGGAGAAGAGGCAAAAACUGAAGCCCCUGAACCUGAAGUUAGCAACCCUGCUUCAAACAUGGCCAUCCCAAGCACCCCCCAGAGUGUUGGUGUGAACACCCGGAGGUCUUCCCAAGCAGGGGAUGUUGCUGCAGAGAAACCAGUCCCCAAGCCACCUCCAGCAAAGCCUUCUAGGCCCCGACCGAAGAGUCGAAUUUCUCGGUACCGGACCAGUUCAGCCCAAAGACUAAAGCGUCAGAAGCAGGCCAUUGCACAACAGGCAGAGUUGUCACAAGCUGCCUUGGAAGAUGGAGGAAAUAACAGCUCUGUAACUCCUACUGAAGCUGGAAAUAUAGACAGUUCAGGAGAAAACAGGCAAUUAAUGGGGUCUGAUCCAACUGUGGUAUCAGUUACUGGAUCCCAUGUCAACCGUGCUGCACCUAAAUACCCCAAAACCAAAAAGUAUCUAGUUACAGAAUGGUUGAAUGACAAAGCAGAGAAGCAAGAAUGCCCUGUUGAGUGCCCUUUACGUAUCACCACGGACCCAACUGUACUGGCAACAACCCUGAACAUGUUACCCGGUCUUAUCCAUUCCCCAUUAAUUUGCACCACCCCCAAACACUACAUUCGCUUUGGCUCACCCUUUAUCCCUGAGAGACGUCGAAGACCCCUUCUGCCUGAUGGCACCUUCAGCUCCUGUAAAAAGCGCUGGAUAAAGCAAGCCUUGGAAGAAGGGAUGACUCAAACAUCAUCUGUACCCCAAGAGACUAGAACUCAGCACCUAUACCAAAGUAAUGAGAAUAGUAACUCUUCUAGUAUCUGCAAAGAUAAUGCAGACUUGUUGAGCCCAUUAAAGAAAUGGAAGUCUCGCUAUCUGAUGGAGCAGAAUGUCACCAAGUUACUGCGGCCUCUUUCUCCAGUCACACCACCCCCUCCCAAUCCAGGCUCAAAGAGCCCCCCACUGACCACACCUGGCCCAUCUCACCCAGAAGAGGAGUGUCGAAAUGGAUACAGCCUCAUGUUCUCACCAAUCACGUCUCUUACUACUGCUAGUCGCUGCAAUACUCCUCUGCAGUUUGAGAACAUAUCCUCCCCUGAGAGUUCCCCUGCGAAUAGGCCCGAGUCCCUGUCACCCGAGCUUUGUCACCGGAAGGACCUGGACUUGACAAAAGUAGGCUACCUUGACUCCAACACUAACAGCUGUGCUGACAGACCUUCCCUGAUCAACUCAGGUCCUUCUGACCUGGCUCCUCAUCCCUCUGUCGGGCCCCCCUCUGAGACUGGCUUUCCAAGUAGGAGUGGAGAUGGACAUCAGACCCUUGCAAGGAACUCGGACCAGGCAUUUCGGACAGAGUUUAACUUAAUGUACGCCUACUCCCCAUUGAACGCUAUGCCUCGAGCAGAUGGAUUAUAUCGAGGGUCUCCCCUAGUAGGGGAUAGGAAGCCUUUACAUUUGGACGGGGGAUAUUGUUCCCCUGCAGAAGGGUUUCCCAGCAGAUAUGAACAUAGUUUUAUGAAAGACCUCUCUCGUGGAUCCGUAUCACCUGGUGGUGAAAGGGCUUGUGAAGGAGUCCCGUCUGCCCCCCAGAACCCACCGCAGAGGAAAAAGGUAUCCCUGCUGGAGUACCGCAAACGGAAACAAGAAGCCAAGGAGAAUUCUGGUGGGGGAGGUGACUCUGCACAGAGCAAAAUCAAGUCUGCAGGAGCUGGGCAAGGCAGCAGUAACUCACUUUCUGACACUGGUGCCCAUGGUGUGCAGGGAUCCUCAACCCGAACCCCAUCUUCCCCUCACAAAAAAUUCUCCCCAUCUCAUUCCUCUAUGUCCCAUAUGGAGGCGGUAAGCCCAUCAGAUUCCAGAGGCACUUCAUCUCACUGCAGACCUCAAGAGAAUAUCAGCAGUAGGUGGAUGGUUCCCACGUCAGUGGAACGACUCCGAGAAGGAGGGAGCAUCCCCAAGGUUCUCCGAAGCAGUGUAAGGGUGGCCCAAAAAGGAGAGCCUUCUCCCACGUGGGAGAGUAACAUCACAGAGAAAGACUCAGACCCUACGGAUGGAGAAGGCCCAGAGACACUGAGCUCAGCACUCUCUAAAGGAGCAGCCGUUUACAGCCCUUCCAGAUACAGCUACCAGCUCCUGCAGUGUGAUAGUCCACGGACAGAAUCACAAAGCCUCCUUCAGCAGAGUUCCUCCCCCUUUAGAGGACAUCCCACCCAAUCUCCAGGAUACAGUUAUCGAACUACUGCACUGAGACCUGGAAAUCCCCCCUCUCACGGUUCUUCAGAAUCUUCCCUCUCUUCUACGUCCUAUUCCAGCCCCGCCCACCCUGUAUCCACAGACUCGUUGGCCCCAUUUACGGGGACACCAGGGUAUUAUAGCAGCCAGCCACAUUCUGGAAACAGCACUGGCAGCAAUCUUCCAAGGAGGAGCUGCCCUUCUAGUGCUGCUAGCCCUACCCCACAGGGCCCCUCAGACUCGCCGACCUCAGACUCGGUCUCCCAGUCCAGCACAGGAACUCUGAGUUCCACCUCCUUCCCUCAGAACUCUAGGUCGUCAUUGCCAUCAGACUUACGGACUAUCAGUCUGCCCAGUGCUGGGCAGUCCACUGCCUACCAGGCCUCCAGGGUAUCUGCGGUUUCCAAUUCACAGCACUACCCACACCGUGGGAGUGGGGGUGUGCACCAGUACCGACUCCAGCCGCUGCAAGGGUCAGGAGUCAAGACUCAGACAGGACUUUCCUAGGGCUUCUGGAUUUGGGCAAACAGAACUGAAUGAGCCCAUAGCUGCUUCCUUCCAGCUGCCUCUGGAACCUAGGCCGAGCAUUUUGCUGGGGAAGAGGGUACAAGGUGCCAGAGGACUGGGUCUGGUCGACAAGAAACGAGACUUGUGGUCGCGACUGGCUCUGGCCUUGGAGAAAGAUAUAAAUCUUGUCUGAAGCAGAGACUAUAAAGAAGUUUCUCCCUGCUGUUAAGGGUACAUUGUUGACAAGCAAAUGGUGUUCCGGUUAGUAACGGUUCUAAGUGCAAUGAGUCGUGUUGAAGCCUCUGUCUCCCGUCCUUGCCUGUAGCCUGUAGUCACUUGUGCAGUGGGGACAUCUUUUUACACACACACACACACACACACACACCCUCCCCCCCCCCCAAAAAAAGUUUCCUUUUCAAAGGAAAAAAGUGAAAAGAGCCAAUCUCAAAGCCCCAAGCCAUCUGAGUAGUAUUAGGGUUUUUAUGCACUUAAGAAGAAAGGUAGGUAUGGAAAUGUUCGCCCUGUGACAACCAUUCCAAAAGCAGGUAUCUGGCCGAGAUGUGUCCACCAAGAAUACUCCCUACCUUCGUCAUAAAAUCACCGAGAAAUAGGCAGGGAUAGCAAAACUUGGAAUGUGCUCUGGCUGAGGGGUGCCUGGCUCUCUGAAGAAGAGCUCCUGGUCAACUUUUGAUGAUUCAGGAGCAGAUGAUCGUAGUAGAUUGUCUGAGCCCCCAGCUGUUCCCACCCCUCUCCCCUCCCCAAGCUGUUUCACAGCUCAGUAACCCAGAAAGGAAGUAGGCAAAGAAAAGAGAAAUGAGAUGGG
Molecule: messenger RNA, 6435 nt
Organism: Ailuropoda melanoleuca (giant panda)
Lineage: Eukaryota; Metazoa; Chordata; Mammalia; Carnivora; Ursidae
Gene: SETD5
Product: SET domain containing 5
Exons: 29
Coding region: 1122-5612 (1496 amino acids)
Biological process (GO): regulation of DNA-templated transcription
Cellular component (GO): Set3 complex; Rpd3L-Expanded complex
Source: RefSeq, a predicted model, not a curated record